Molecule: messenger RNA, 468 nt
Organism: Letharia columbiana
Lineage: Eukaryota; Fungi; Ascomycota; Lecanoromycetes; Lecanorales; Parmeliaceae
Exons: 1
Coding region: 1-468 (155 amino acids)
Source: RefSeq, a predicted model, not a curated record
AUGGCAUCCAGCAGCCUUAUUCCUGGCUUCUCAGCAGAGCAAGUCCGCUCCAUUACCAAGCUUAUAGAAGACGUGCUCGACAAGGCACUCGACAAGCACUUUGGCACACUACCGCCACGGCAAAAGCAAUCAGUCAUAGCGCCAAAGCCGGCACAGCCACCAAAGCAGGAACAAGAGCAUAGGCCAUUGCAACAGGCAAAGAUGAAAAAUUGCGGAGAAAACUGUGGAAAAAAUACGGAGAACAUUGCGGAGAAACAGAGCAUCGCCAGCAGCAGCAGUCCUAUUCAAGAGGGCACUCUCUCCACAAUUCCACACCAGGCCACUAUGCAUAUUUCCGGAGAACCUUCCCUCGCCUCAGCAAUACACCAGUUUUCGCCACCCCUCUCGCCUCUCUUCCACCUCUCAACUCGCCUCUCCGCUCGGUUAUAUUCGUCAGCGAAGGAUAUGGAGGCUAUAGGCCAAGGAUAG